Messenger RNA from Soboliphyme baturini, 684 nucleotides. Lineage: Eukaryota; Metazoa; Nematoda; Enoplea; Dioctophymatida; Soboliphymatidae. The record is from the annotation of a GenBank genome assembly.
AUGUGGAAUCGUGGUGCUCGGAGUUUUGUCAGCGGCUGCAUCGAAAUCCGCUGUAUCCGUGCGUGCGUUUGUAACAUUCAGAUUAGCGUAUCCGUAAGUUUUAAACCGACGUCUGUCGAUUAUGGAUUCUUCCGGGCAACGCAAAAAUGUCAUUGUCGAUACGCUGGCUGCGUUGGUGACGGACGUGAAUGCGACAGCACAGGUGCUGCGAAGAUCAGUGUCCAGGGAGAAGGUCAGCGAGCAGGCUGCUGGACGUUCGCUCUCGGCGCCGACGAAGCAGCUGAACAACCUUCGGUGACGGAUCACGCACGCCGCGACGAAGAAAAGGCAAGUAGAGGAAGAUCAGAGGUGUACGUCCUGGAGAAGUGCCCGACGGAGCCGGAAAUUGAGUAUCGUCUACGCCUGGUUAGCCCUGUUCACUCGGAGCUGUCAGUUUCGCCGGUGCAAACUCUGCCAAAAUACCAGAAAACUUCCGAUUCGCUUGAGAGGUCGUACAGCUUGGAAAAGGUCUGUUCAGAUUUUGGCAUCGAAACACCUAGGGAGCAUUCACUGAGUCGCGGAAGAUCAGAAACACCAGUUUCAAGAAAGUUGAUUAUACUUGAGGUAAGUCGAAUCAUGUGUCUGUCGAAACCCGUUGAGCCAAAAUAUGCGAGCAGUCGAUUUUCAGAACUAGCCGCCGAUUAA